This is a messenger RNA of Rasamsonia emersonii CBS 393.64, 366 nucleotides long. RefSeq lists its product as uncharacterized. The annotation marks the transcript as partial. The record is from RefSeq and is a predicted model, not a curated record. Lineage: Eukaryota; Fungi; Ascomycota; Eurotiomycetes; Eurotiales; Trichocomaceae. The transcript has a single exon.
GCCAAUCUGCAGGAUUUACAUUCCAGUCUACUAACGUAUAUCAAAGACUCUCAUGAAUCAUCAGCCGUCAUACAGGCUUUCCUCCGACGCAACCUAUCUCAUUGCCGGAGGCUUGGGAGGUCUAGGCCGCAGCGCCGCGCGCUGGAUGGCGGACAUGGGGGCGAGACACCUCAUCCUGCUGUCGAGGUCGGGACCCAAAUCGGAGGCGGCUCAAGAGCUCCUGAAGCAGCUCGAAGCAAUGGGGGUGCGUGUCAAGGCGCCCAGAUGCGACGUCACGUCCCAGGAUGCACUAUCUGCUGCCCUGGCCGAAUGUCGCGACCUGCCUCCGAUCAGGGGAUGCAUCCAAGGCACCAUGGUCCUCCAGGA